Quercus robur (English oak) is the source of this 7570-nucleotide messenger RNA. RefSeq names its product receptor-like protein Cf-9. The transcript has 14 exons. Gene Ontology annotation, molecular function: protein binding. The coding region runs from base 62 to 2866 and encodes 934 amino acids. The record is from RefSeq and is a predicted model, not a curated record. Lineage: Eukaryota; Viridiplantae; Streptophyta; Magnoliopsida; Fagales; Fagaceae.
CUCAAUUCCAAAACACCCAAAAUAUAUUAUCCUUCUUAUUUCUCUCAAAGCCUGAGCAAACAUGGUACUCUUCUUUCUCAUUUUCUUCCUCUUCCUUUCUCUACCUAAUUCAUCUCUCUCUUCUUUUUCUUUUAAUUCAUCUACGCCUCUUUGCCUUUCCGACCAAAGCUCUGCUUUGCUCCAUUUCAGAAACUCUUUUUCUAUCGGUGUUUCUCGUUGUGACGAUUAUUAUUAUCCGAAGAAGAAUUCGUGGAAAAUGGGUACAGAUUGUUGUGGGUGGGAUGGGGUCACCUGUGAUACGAUGACUGGUCAUGUUAUUGGUGUCGACCUCAGUUGCAGUCGGCUUUAUGGUCCCAUCCAUCCCAAUAGCACCCUUUUCUCUCUUCGCCAUCUCCAGAGGCUCAACCUUGCUUACAACGAUUUCCAUGGCUCCACAAUUUCAUCUAAAUUUGGUGGCUUUGCAAACAUGACGCAUCUCAACCUCACUGGCUACUCCGUGGCGGGCUCCUCCGUUUCUAUCCCCUACAUUACUGGCUUCUCCGUUCCUGGUUCCUCCUUUGCUGGUAAUGUCCCUUCCGAAAUCUCCCACUUAUCCAAACUGGUUUCACUUGAUCUCUCUUCGAAUAUUGACAUGAGAAUAGAAACGCCUAAUUUGAAAAGUCUUAUUCAAAACCUAACCCAUCUAACUGAACUUGUUUUAUAUGGGAUUGAUAUGUCUUCUGUUUCAACUAAUUGUCUCACGAAUUUGUCGUCUUCUUUAACAUCUCUUCGUCUUAGUCAUUGCCAAUUGAAAGGGAAAUUUCCAGAAAAUAUAUUCCACCUUCCAAACCUCCAGAUACUCCGUGUAGGUUACAACUACAAUCUCACCGGUUCCCUUCCAACAUAUAACUGGAGUACUCCUCUCAAGUCCUUGUCUCUAUCUGAAACCGAAUUCCCAAUUGACUUACCUAAUUUAAUCAGCAAUCUCAAGUCCUUAAAACAGUUGUCUGUUGGUGGAUGCAAUUUCAUAGGUUCAUCGUAUCCAACAUUUCUUUCAAAUCUCACACAGAUAACUUAUUUGGGCCUUUCAUAUAGUAACUUUGGUGGUCAGUGUCCAUGGUCCCUCCUAAACAUUACAGGACUUACUUACUUGGAUCUCUCAUACAACAAUUUCAUAGGCCAACUGCCGGACUUCUCUUCAAAUAAUUCAUCUAAUAGUCAACUAGUCAACAAGAUUCCUUCCAAUCUAGAAUCUCUUUUAUUAUCUGGUAACUUAUUGAAUGGGACAAUACCAUCUUGGGUGUAUACAAUACCAUCUUUGCUUUACUUACAUCUUGAUCAUAACCAAUUCACUGGGCAUAUUGGUGAAUUCCAGCAUAAAUCAUUAGUUUCUCUAAAUGUUUCCUUCAAUAAUUUUAGUGGCAAUGUGGAGUCAAAAAUAUUCUCAAAGCUCAAAAGUCUUCAAUCUCUUGAUAUGUCAAAUAAUCCUCACCUAUCACUACACUCCUUCACAUCCGCCACCAAUAUUUUGUCCAAAAUUCACUCAUUAAAAUUGUCUUCUUCCAACAUAACCGAAAUUCCACAGUUUUUACGAACUGCAGAAUAUAUAGAAUACUUAGACCUUUCCAACAACCAUAUCAAAGGCAAUAUUCCAUCCUGGGUAAUGGAGCUGGGGAAGGAUUCAUUGUUUUGCUUUUCACUCUCAAGGAAUAAUUUAACUGGACACAUCCCUUCCUUGAUUUGCAAUCUCAGUUCCCUCAAAUUCCUUGAUUUCUCUUAUAAUCACUUGAAUAACAUGAUUCCUCCAUGUUUGGGAAAGUUAAGUGAUAAUCUCAAUGACUUGAAUUUACAAAGGAACAAUCUUAAUGGCACUGUCCCAGCAACAUUUGCAAAGGGAUGUCAAUUGAGAAGUCUGAAACUCAAUGGCAACCAAUUGGAAGGGGCAUUGCCACAAUCAUUGGUCCAUUGUAGAAAGUUGGAAGUUCUGGAUUUUGGUAACAACAAGAUUAGUGGAACCUUUCCUUGUUGGUUGGAAAGUCUUUCAGAGUUGUGCGUUCUUGUCUUGCGAUCAAACAACUUUCAUGGUGCCAUAGGCAAUCCCAAGACCAAAUUCCCGUUCCCUAAUUUGCGAAUCAUAGACCUCUCUCACAACAAGUUCCAUGGUCUUUUGCCAACAAAAUUUUUCAUGUAUUUAAAAGCCAUGAUGAAUGUGAGUGUAGACAAAGGUGAAUUGAAAUAUAUGGGUGAUUAUUAUUAUCAAGAUUCUGUGACAGUGGUGAUGAAAGGGCUUUCCAUUGAAUUGGUAAAAAUCCAAAGUCUAUUCACAACCAUUGAUUUUUCCAACAAUAAUUUCAAAGGAGAAAUUCCAAAGGCAAUUGUAGAGCUUCGGUCACUGAAGGGGCUUAAUUUUUCACACAAUAAUCUUUCAGGUCAUGUACCUCCAUCGUUGGGAAAUUUAACCAAUCUUGAAUGGCUAGAUCUCUCCUCAAACAAGCUCACAGGUGAAAUUCCUAUACAAUUGGCAGAUCUGACAAUGCUAGCAUUUUUAAACCUAUCAGAAAAUUAUCUUUUUGGACAUAUACCCCAAGGUAAACAAUUCAAUACCUUUAUGAAUGAUUCUUACUAUGGGAACCUUGGGUUAUGUGGAUUUCCAAUGACAAAAGCUUGUGGCAAUGAUGAGGGACAACAACCAUCGCCAUCAUCAACCAUUCAAGAAGAUGAUUUCGAAUUUGAAAAUGGGUUUCAUUGGAAAGUUGUAUUGUUGGGGUAUGGCUGUGGAUUCAUGUUUGGAUUGGGUUUGGGUUAUCUUGUGUUCUCAAGUGGAAAACCGAAAUGGCUAGUGAAUAUUGUUUAUGGAGGAAGACAUAACAAGUUACAAAGAUCCUAGGAGAAUGCUCGUGGACGAACUCAUUGAAGAAGAAUUUAGUGGAUACAAAUACUGAUUCUAGGCUGGUGGCCCUUUCUAUCUCUCUAACAGGAUGGAGGGACAGCAUUCAUUCAUAGUUUAGAUCACUGGCCGACAUUCCAUGACCACGUGAUGAUAAAAAAUUCGUUGUGGUGCUUCGAUCCUUUUUGAUGACAACAAUUGUAAUAAAAACCAUUUCAGACCUUGAGGGUUUCAAUAAAAUUGAUUUCAUCAAGGAGGAGCUUGAAAAGGCUUGUCCAGGGGUAGUUUCAUACGUUGAUAUUGUUUCUAUUGCCACAAGAGAUGGCAUUAUGUUGGUCUAAAAUUUCAAAAAAUUCAAAAAAAAAAAGGAAGAAGAAGAAAGAAAGAAAAGAGAAAUACUUUUCUUAUUCCAAAUUCUGUUAAACUGACUGUAAAGAACAACUCUUGGAAAGUUUGAUGAUGUGCUUGGGCCCAGAUGCCACUGUUUGCCUUGGGUUUUGGGACAGUAGUUAGCUGGCCACCUCAUUGUGCGUGCAGCAGCUGGAUGUUUGAUGUGAAACAAAGACAAAAGUUAUUAAGUGUUCCGAAGUUGGUGUUGGAUUCUAUUUUUGAACAAAAGAAUGAGAUUGUGAUAGCCGUGGAAGAGGAACUUGAAAGGCCAUGUCAGCUUAUGGAUUUGAGAUUGUUCAAACGCUCAUUGUGGACACUGAACAUGAUGAACAUGUGAAGAAGGCUAUAAGCGAGGUAAAUGCGGGCUUGUGGCCCCUUUCUAUCCAGUGUUAACAGGCCGAGCAUUCCUUCAUACCUCAACAAAGCACUGCCUAAGAUUCCAUGACCGGAUGAUUAUAUUAUACAGACACUUUACCUUUUUGGCAUUAGAGGUUUUGAUGAAAGAGAAAUAGUCUAUCUUUUAGGUGCACACAAAAUUGGGAAGAUUGGCUGUGAGUUCAUACACAAACACCUUUAUGACUGCAAGGGUACAGGGCAGCCUGACCCAACCAUAGCUUCUGAUUUCCUCACUUACAUGAGAAUGAGGUGCCAAGACAGUAAUAGGACCACCACUCAGCCUUCUUCUUAACCCAUGUAAUCAUUGGAAAUGAGUGAGUCUGCAUGAAUUCACAGCCAGUCAUUAGAAAGGGGAGAAGACCCCUUUUUGCUGAUCAGCAAUAGCUAGCUAAUGAGAAGACCACAAGACUGGUAAGGGCCUAUGCUUCAGAUGACAGAUCAACCAACCGCAAGACUGGACUUUGCAUGGGCAAUGAUGAAGAUGCCAGUGCUUAAUGUUUUGGCUGGAUCUCAAGGCUGGUGGCUAACGUGAUGGAGGGAUAGCAUUCAUUCAUAAUUUAGAUCACUGGCUGACAUUCCAUGACUAGAUGAUGAUAAAAAAUUGGCUGUGGUGCUUUGGUCCUUUUUGAUGACAACAAUUGUAACAAAAACCAUUUCAAACCUUGAGGGUUUUCAAUAAGAUUGAUUUCAUCAAGGGGGAGCUUGAAAAGGCUUGUCCAAGGGUAGUUUCAUGUGCUGAUAUUGUUUCUAUUGCCAUAAGAGAUGGCAUUAUGCUGGCUAGACAGCAUUCUUUCAUAUUUCAACAGACACCUAAUCUUAGGCGCCUUGGCCUCUUUGAUUUCAGCAUUCCACGUUUGCAGCUUCAUCUUCUUCAAAUGAUCUUAUUUCUUUCUCUUUCUCUUCUCCCAAAUCAACAAAAAAAGGAAAUUUACUGAAAGGUACCCAGGGGCAGUGACAACACUGGCCCAAGAUUCCACGACUGGAUGAUAACAUAAUACAGACACUUCACCUUUUUGCCCAUAGAGGUUUUGAUGAAAGAGAAAUAGUCAGUCUUCUAGCUACUUACUAGCUCUCUGCUUUUCUUUCUUUUUCCCCCUUGUCUUAUGGAGUUGAAAAGGUUUAAAAAGUUAUUUGGUUUGUAUUGGUUUCUUGAUCAUCUGAAGGUGAACACAACAUUGGGAAGAUUGACUGUGAAUUCAUACAGAAACGCCUCUCUGGCUUCAAGGAGACCAGGCAGCCUGAUCCAACUAUAUCUCCUGAUUUCCUCAUUGAGAUGAAAAAGAGUUGCCAAGACAGUAAUAGGACCACCACCCAGCCUUCUUCUAUGUCUACAAUUCUAUGUCUUGAAACAAAGAAAUUGAUUUGUCUAUAAUUUUCUUUAUUGCUUUGAUCACCAAGUAGAAUUUAAAAGUUUCUCAUAGGAAUAGCUUUUAAUUAGAUGCCAUUGUGUUUUAUUGUCAUCGAUUAGUAUUCAAUUACACUUUUCGUGGCUGCAGAAGGUUUUGGAAUGCUGUUAUGCACGUUUAACAAUGCUAUAGUUGGGAUCCAUUCACCUGAAUCUAACCCAUAAUUUUCACUCAACAGGUUACACUUCUUGUAUGACACUACUAUGCAACAACUUGAAUUUACAUUUUCCUUCACCUUAUUUCAUUUAGUGAAUCUACCAUCAAUCUAGCAGGUUCUCCUUAAUGGCUUAGGUGGUAAUGAUUAUAGUUAUGUUUUCCUCAAAUUGGUUAUAGUUCAUGGAAUAAGCAUUUUUAAUUUAUGCCUAGGAGGAGAUAUUUCUUGUUAUGGAUGUCUUCAUUCAUCUCUUCGUCUGUUACCUGAGAAUCUAAUUUCUUCAACUUUGAAGGUUAUGAGUGCUGCUGAUGCCAUCAAAAGUGUCAUUUCUGUUACCUUUGGUUGUCUGAGAGAGAGCUUGUUUGAUGCAAACUCAAAUUUCCAAAAAUUUUGAGACGCAUGACUGUUGGCAGCAAACCAAUUUUAGAGGUUGAGACUUAGUUUUGGAUAUGCGGACUAUGUGAUUGAUUUCAUUUAUCAGUAUCUCACAGAAUAUUUUCGCUUUCGUGGGAACUGGUAUGACUACAUAUCCUUGACUUUGAUAGCUAUUUACCAGAAUUAAGUUUCCUUAUCUUUCCUAUGUGUCAUGAAGAUGGUUUGUUCCUGGAAACCUUUUCAGUUAGUAUCUUUGCUUAGAGAUUUUAUCAUUAUCUUGUGUUUUAAGUAGAGAUUUUAAAGUUAGUUUUCUUCUUGUGCAAACUUCAAAGUUGCUUCUUCUUCUCUUGUUUUUUUGGGUGUAGUUCUUGAGGUUUCAUUCCAACUUUUGAGAUUGUUGUGGGCUGGAAAUCGAUUGGGUACUAUUUACAAAUUUAAUUUAAUAUUUUCAGAUUUGUUGUAGAGAAAUGGAGAGAAGAUUGGGCGGUGGUGACGGCAGCGACUCUGGCGAUGUGUGUGUGGCGGGUUGCUGGAUUGUGUUUCCUGUGAGGAAGAGAUGAGAUUUUAUUUUGACUUGAAUGAUAGAAAUUAGAAAGGGAGGAGAGGGGAUUUUGUUCUGUGAAAUGGGGUUUGUUUGUAGCAAGUUGCGACUCUUUUCUUAAUAAUGGAAUUUAAAAGAGUCAAGUCCUUUACUAUUGAAAAUGUCCCACGGGUGUGCAUUUGUUAGGAAAAUAAAUUAAUUCUGAGAAGUCUAGGCUUUUCUAACUUGAUAUUGACUUUUUGAAGUUUAUGCUGAGAAUUGUGGACUUUCUUUUCUAUAGCUUGACGUUGAUUUUUUGAAGUUUAUGCUAAAACAAUUGAAAUGUCUAUUCUUAGUGAAACAGCUAUAUAGGAUAAUCGUGUACGUGAUAUGCUUUCUUGGAUAUGGAAAAGUGAUUAUUUUAACAAUAAUGUUCAUGUAAAGAGGACCAAUAAGGUAAUGUGUCUGAUGUGAAUAUUAUGAGGACAAACGGAGAGAAAAAAAAUUCUUAUAGUAUUGUUAUUAAAUUUGCUGGGUAGAACAUUUUUGAGGUCGGGGAAAUUUUUACACACUAUCAAUGCAUAGACUUGUUAUGUCAUAAUUUCCAUUGGAGACAAUUUUACCUAUUUGUAUAUCGUUUGGAGAAAUUAAAAGGUUUAUGUCACUAUUCUUCUAGUUACUAGAGCAAGUGUUCCGAAAUUGGAGUUGGUUUUUGUUUUUUAACAAAAGAAUGAGAUUGCAAAAGCUUUGGAACAGAAACUUGAAAAGGCCAUGUCAGCUUAUGGAUUUGAGAUUGUUCAAACGCUCAUUGUGGACACUGAACCCGAUGAAUAUGUGAAAAGGGCUAUGAGCGAGAUAAAUGCCGCUGAAUCUAAUUAUUUGGCUGGGUUUGUAGUUGGGCUGAGGGACAGUGUGCUUGCUUUCUCUAUGAAUGUACCUGGGACUACGUCAAAGGAUUUCUUGGACAUGGUUCUGGUGACUCAAUAUUUCGUCACAAUGAAAGAAAUUGGCGCCUUGUCAGAGUCCAACCCUGUUUUCAUCACACAUGGACCAGGUACUGUCAAAGACAUUGCUUCACAAAUUAGAGAUGGCCUCCUUCAAGUAAAUACCACUCAGAAUUAGUAACUUUAUCCCAGCAUAAUGUUGCACGAGUGGCUUUUCUAAUGGUAUAUGAAAUGAUUGGUGCUAGUAUCUUAGAUUGGUGUGGUGUGUAUACAUGGUGUUGAACUUGGCCAUCGUAUUGGAAAUAUUUUAUAGUAUGAGACGUAUCUUUGGGGGCAUCCUCAGUCUGGUGUGAUAUGCUAUUUUGUAUACAUGGUGUUGAACUUGGCAGUUGGCAAUUGGCACUUUAUCCCUACUGAACCACCAACUUAGUAGAAGGAGAAAUUAUUAGGUCCACUGGGAGAAGCUGAUGUGGUUCUUCUUAACCUCUUAACAAAAAAAAUGCUGUUAUUUUAUGCAAA